Messenger RNA from Poecilia latipinna (sailfin molly), 6851 nucleotides. It is a transcript of the gene slc1a4, whose product is annotated as solute carrier family 1 member 4. The record is from RefSeq and is a predicted model, not a curated record. The transcript has 8 exons. Lineage: Eukaryota; Metazoa; Chordata; Actinopteri; Cyprinodontiformes; Poeciliidae. Gene Ontology annotation, cellular component: plasma membrane. Gene Ontology annotation, molecular function: L-threonine transmembrane transporter activity; L-alanine transmembrane transporter activity; L-aspartate transmembrane transporter activity. The coding region runs from base 241 to 1878 and encodes 545 amino acids. Gene Ontology annotation, biological process: L-serine transport; L-glutamate transmembrane transport.
UACUGGGUGAUCAUCCAUCCUAUUGAUCACAGUGAGACCCUAGCAAUUUCCUCAGCUCUUGCAUCAUUUGCUCCUGCCAUAAAACAGUGGGCUUAAUGCGCAUGCGCCAUUGGAUUUGUGCGUCGUCGCGCCCUCUCCAUUGGCUAGCGGCGCCCCCUCUGCGCUCAGCCUUUACAGCCGACCACCCCGUCUGUGAGCACUCUACCCACGCUGCGUGGAACCGCUCGGAAAAAAAAAAAGAUGGAGAAAAAGAGCGAGAUCAACGGGCACGCCAUGCCCAGCUCCGCGUCCACCGCCCGGAUGCUGGAGAACAGCGAGGAGCCCGUUGAGGAGGACCAGCAGCAGCAGCAGGAGGAGAAGAAGAAGAAGCGGGGCUGCAAGGAGAGGUUGACGCGGUUCCUGAGCAGGAACCUGCUGGUGAUCCUCACCGUGUCCGGCGUCCUGGUGGGCGUCGGGCUCGGCAUGCUGGUCCGCGGCAUGAACCUGAGCAAAGCGCAGAUGAGCCACUUCGCCUUCCCCGGAGAGAUGCUGCUGCGGAUGCUGAAGAUGAUCAUCCUGCCGCUGGUGGUCUGCAGCCUGGUGUCCGGCGCCGCCAGCCUGGACACCCGCUCCCUGGGCAAGCUGGGCGGCAUCGCGGUCGCCUACUUCCUAGUGACCACGUUGAUCGCCUCCGGGAUCGGGGUUGCGCUGGCCUUCAUCAUUAAACCGGGGGUGGGCGCCGGAGCCCUGAACACCAACAGCCUGGGUCUGGAGAGCGUCAGCAGCAACAAGGAGACCACAGACUCCUUCCUGGAUCUGGCCAGGAAUUUGUUUCCAUCGAACCUGGUGGCAGCUGCUUUCCGUUCUUAUGCCACAGACUACAAAAUGGUCGCUGUGGGAAACGACACCAAUGGAACAAUUCUGUAUCAAAAGGUGCCGAUUGGAACUGAAGCCGAUGGUAUGAACAUCCUUGGUCUGGUGCUGUUUGCUAUGAUGUUUGGCGUUGCCCUUCGGAUACUUGGAGAGGAAGGAGAAGAACUCAUUCGCUUCUUCAACGCCUUCAACGAAGCCACUAUGGUGCUGGUGUCCUGGAUCAUGUGGUAUAUUCCCUUUGGCAUCAUGUUUCUUGUGGGGAGUAAGAUCAUAGAAAUGGAAGAUGUGGUUCUUCUGGUCACAAGCUUGGGGAAAUACAUUUUUGCUUCCAUCCUGGGCCACAUCAUCCAUGGAGGCAUCGUUCUUCCCCUCAUCUACUUUGCCUUCACCCGAAAGAACCCCUUCAGCUUCCUUUCGGGCCUCAUCACACCCUUCACCACCGCCUUCGCCACCUGCUCCAGUUCUGCAACUCUUCCCUCAAUGAUAAAGUGUGUGGAAGAAAACAACGGUGUGGACAAGCGCAUUAGCCGCUUCAUCCUACCCAUUGGAGCGACGGUGAACAUGGAUGGAGCAGCCAUUUUCCAGUGCAUUGCUGCCGUCUUCAUCGCACAGCUCAACAACACUGAACUGAACGCUGGACAGAUCUUCACCAUUUUGGUAACGGCCACAGCCUCCAGUGUUGGCGCUGCAGGCAUCCCGGCUGGUGGCAUCAUCACCAUCGCCAUCAUCCUGGAGGCCAUCGGCCUGCCGACCAAUGAUCUGUCCCUCAUGCUGGCCGUCGACUGGAUUGUUGAUCGUACCACCACCGUGGUGAACGUGGAGGGCGACGCUCUGGGUGCAGGAAUCCUCCACCACAUCAACCAGCUGGAGAUGAAAAAGCACCAGCAGGAAGUAGCGGAGGAGCUGGAGGAAGUCAAGGUUGAAUCCGUGGCAAACGUUCAGGCGGAGGAGGAGACGUCGCCGCUCGUCAUGCACCAAACCAAAAUCCUGGAGGGAAUGCCCGAAGCCAUCGAGUCUGUCCUGUGAACCCAGGCAGACUUCUGUCUGACCGUCUGACCUGAGAUUUGUGAUGUUGCUGCUGAUCGGGCACCAGUGCGACCCGAUGUCCUUUAAAAAAAACAAAAAUAAAACAAACAAAAAAAAAAAAACAAGAAGGAAAGUUUGCAACUUUGAAGGUAAAACGAAAAAGUCAUCAAGAGUCUGUCUGCAGUGCAUCCAGGAUUCUAAUUCAGGAGAGUACAUAAUGCAAUUCAGACAUAUUUUUCUAAUUAAAUACUCAACAUAAGCGGUUAGUGGUUUCAUUUUUGUUUUAGUUUUUUGCUCGUAUUAACUCUAAAAUAGGCCAGAAACAUUCCGACAGAUGUUCAAGAUUUGCUUGCUUCACUUACAGUAGCUCUCAAAAGUCCACAAAGCCAUAUUAAAAUGCUUAGUUUGUUCAAUUUAAACUCUUUAAUGUGUCACUUAAAAGCUAUUCCCACAUGAAGUGCAAAAUAUCCUGUUCAAUCUAUGUAGAAACCAAAAUAUUAUGAGUAAAUAAUAUAAAAAAAACAAAAACUGCAAUAAUCUGGUUGCAUAAAUGUGCACACCCUGAAACUUUUGAUUCAGUUAAUUAUAGUGAAACUGAAAUAAAGUCCUGCUAGCUUUUCUGACAUUAGCCCAUUUUCAUCCUUUAGCUAAAGCCACAGUUUGCAGAGAGGUUACAAAGCAUCAAACCGAUUUUAUGGGACCAAGGUAUCAGUCAGGAGAAGUGUAUAAAAAAGCCACGGUGUUAAAUAUUUGCACACUGUGUCCCUAACUGGCAGAAGAUGUUUUGGUUUGAUGAAACAACCACGAAAAUUUGGAAAGGAGGUCUACAAUAUACAGUUAGCACAAAAAAUGGAUUAGCUUGAGCCAAACAUGGUGGUGGUAGCAUCAUGGCUCGGGAUUACUUUUUUUUCUUUGUAAUUGAGUUACAUCUUAGCUUAAUCAGCAAAAAUAUGACUCAAAAUUGAAGGACUGGUUUAAGGUGUUCAAACAAAUGCAACUGGAUUAUUGUGCCUUGUAUUUCUUUUCUUUUAACAGAUUUGUUUGUUUUACAGCCAAUUGUACAGUAUUUGUGCCACAUUAACACACAAACUUUGCAUUUUAACAUGGAUGUGGAUGUUUUUAAGAGCCACUGCAGAGUAAAGACAGAAACAGCUGUUAAUGUUCUGUUUUCUGAACAUUAUGAAUUUCUUUAUUUGUAUUUACCAUCAAAAAGAAGAAUGCAGAACCACAUUAAAGGAAUAGCUAUCAAAUUAUCAACAUUGUUUUGAGUAAAUGAUACAUUCCAUCGCUUGAUCAUGUCUGAUGGAAACGGGGAUGAUAGUCGCUAUUUCAGGUGAAAAUAACAGAUUUUUUUUUGUUUCGUAAUUAGAUGGAAUUGAAUUUGCAGCUGAAUUUGGCUCAAAAUCCUGAAAAGUAAUUUUUUUUCCCCUACAAUGUUAUAUUACAUUUGGGUGUGUGUUGGCAAAUAUUGGGCCUAUAUUUUGGUUAUGCUUCAUGCUACAUUAUGAGUCAAACAUUGGCUAAAUAUGGUGGGAAAGAUCACUUAAAUCCCCCUGAAUGCUCAAUGUUGAGCAAAUAGAAGAUUGGAUUGUUAACAAAGCUUUGGUUUUAUUACAGAAGCUUUUAGCUGCCAGAGCUAGGAAAUAAAUUCCAGAGCACAGUCUCACUAAACAUUCACCUACCUCACCUUAAUGACAUAAAAAUAUGUUUCUUUGACAAAUUACAACUUGCUAAAAGGGCAAAAAGAGGCUCCAACUCUAACUGGUUCUAAAAAGAGAUAUGUAAAUAUCUUGUUUAAAUGAGAAAGUUUCUAGUUUUAAAGAGUUUUUUUUAUUUUUAUCUCGUUACAAGAGUUUUUUUGACUUGGCAAGAUGCUGCACCUGAAUUUAUUUUCUAGCUUUGGCAGUGAAGGUCUUCCGUAUUUUCCAGAUAUGUGAAACCAUGGGAAAAAGUGAUCUGAUCCUUGCUCCCUAUUUUCAAGUUGAUUUCUCAAUUUUUUAGGAGGUUUAAAAAAACAACACUAACACCUCAACUACUUUAAAGCUCGGCUAGCUCACCAAGCUAGCUAGCUCAGCUAGCCUAGUAUCGCAGCAAACUAACGUUAGCUGCUUUUUAAUAAGUUAUCAGUCUAAUUUUCUUUUCAGACUUGAUCUUUAAAUUUAUUUGUUAUAAUGCAUUUUAUCUGUAUUGCUAAAAGCUUUUGGAAAGUAUGUUGGCAACAAAUUUGCAAAGUGUGCUAGCUAACUAACCUGCUAAAGCAGUGCUAACAUUCACCUAACGGUUAGUUUAGGUUAGCAUUCAUCUUUUAGCUGAAGUUUGUUUAGUCAGACUGCCUUAGUUAACAGACUUUAUGUUAAAAUAAUUUGUAAGCAUAACUAAAAAUGAGAUUUUUAUUUAAUAAGACAUUAAUUAAUGUCUAAGGGUCAUUACUGUAGCAGCUAAAUCAAAUGGAUUUUACUGUAAUUGUUCACUUUUUGCCAAAAAACCUGACACUUGUGAAAACACUAAAACUACGAAAAUGGCCCCUGUUAUGGCCACCCUGAUGUAUUUAAAUCUGGGUGCCAUUUGUUAUGUAAUUCUACUUCCUGGUUACACAGAAAACUAGACAGAGCACUGCAAAAACAAAAACAUAAGGACUGGAUGUAAAUUUUGACAAUACUUACAUGUUUGCUGACUGUGUUUAAACACUAAUGUACACUACAUAGUUAUUCAAAAGCAGUUAUAAGUGAAAACAUGUUUAUUUGGCAGCCAUUUUUAAAGUCAAUAUGGCAGCGAUAAUGGCAUCAAGGGCCAGAAGUGAAAAAAUUCUGCACAUAAGUUAAAUAUGUAAUAAUUUCUUCUGAAGAUAUACAUUAAGUGAUCUAAUGAUUUAAAUAUUUCAUUAAAUAAAAACGAUUAAAUGCUGAACACGUUCAUUAAAUUAAUUUAAUGAAUGUAUAAAUAUUGCAGCAUUUAUUCUUUUUUCUAGUCAUUUUCAGUAAGAAAAUUCCACUAUUGAGUACACAAAUAAGUAGUGACAAAUACUUAUUUAAAUUAUUUAAAUAAGUAUGGAAAUCCUUACAUCAACAAAUACUGAAAUAAUUGUUUUUACAUUAUCAUUUCAGAUUUUAAUUUUCUACAUUUAAUUAUUUGUUUUAAUAAAUUGAAACAUUUAAGUAAUUACAUAUUGCUUAUUCAAUAUAUUAUAGUUUAAUUUAAAUUCUUACAAGUGUAAAAGUUAUUUGGCAAAUUUGUGGCACUUUUGGUAAAAGACAAUAAAAUUAUAGGGAUCAAAAUAGAUGUGAAAUUCAGAUUUUAGCUUAAAGUGAGCAAUGUUUAUCUUUACAGCUCUCCACUACAUAAUUAAAUAAAAAUAAAAAAGCUGAAUUUCUACUAAUUAUCAAAAACCUCUGUGAAAUUUGUAGCGCUGUUUAUUCUUUCCAACACAUGCUGACAGGAUCUCGUCUGACGUCAAGCUAAUUAUCGGUGCAGCUUGUUUUGUUUGGCGUCACGAAAGCACUCCAGUCUGAAAGUCAAACAUUUCACUCACAUAAAAUAAAUGGUGGCUGGUUUGAAAAUAUGUUACAGUAAAAUAAAAGGUUCUCCCUCUGUUUACACUCUAAUGCUGGACCAAAAUGCAUGAUGAAUGCGCCGUAAUUUACAUAAUUAUUAUUAUGUUUUUGUUUAUUAUUUUAUCUUUUUGUGCUGUUAAACUACACUGGAAGUCAUAGGAUGCUAUAGUAAUAUUUGUCUGGUUUUAAAACCAAACAUGAUGGCAAAAAUAUGGUUCGUGUUACAUAAUCCUAUAAUGUCACUUUUACCAACUUUGGUUAAUAUUGGUUGUAUGACGGAGUAUUAGGGCCGCACUAAGAAAAGUAACAUUGUGAGAAUAGAGUCAUAAUAUUAGGAGAAUAAGGUUGAAAUAAUACGAGAAUAAAGUUGUAGUAUCAUGAGAAUAGUUAUAAUAUUACAAUUUUAUUCUUGUAUUAUUUUAACUUUAUUCGGUUGACUUUAUUACAGUAAAACUUUAAUCUUUAUUCUCGUAAUAUUAUAAGUUUGUUCUCGUAACUUUAUUCAUUUUCCUUAUCCUCGCCCUGAUUCUCCGUCGUACGGUUGAAAAGUGAGCUUGUCUGUUUUCUUCUUGCAUAUUUUAUUACUUUGCCUGUUGAUCCUUCUUUAAAUGAAAAUCAGUCCCUGUUGUUGACAUUGUUGCUCCUUUUUUAAAACUUAGCUCUUUGAGCCCCAUGUUUCUGCACGGUGUGCUCUUUUCAUUUUUGGAUUAUUUUGGGGGGAAUAAUCUGGUGCUGUUGUCGUUUGUGCCAAAUCUACAAUCUCUCUUUGAAAGCUGCAACUUGACCAAUAAGCCCCUGCCUCCCUCUAGUGGCUGUAAUGUGAAAAUGCUAUAAAAAUACUGUGGUGCAAAGCAACGCUUCCUAUUUAUUCAUGUUAUUUAACACUAAGAAGCGGAAGGUGAUUCUGAUCCAGUGCUUGCUCAUGUGAUAUGUAUUCUGUGAAAACCACUGCAGUGUGAGGGUUUAUUUUUGUUUUUGUGGUCUCUUGGGAAUGUGGAAAUUCAGUAAAGAUGUCACAAAUAUCUGCUUUAAUUAAAAAAAGGAAGAAAAGUUUCAGUCAUUAGACAUAUCAGAUUAAUUAACCUCACUCUGAGUUGUACGACUAUGUGGUACAUGGAAUUUAUAUCCAUAUAUAUAUAUAUAUUUGAUAAUUUAUUGUGAUUUGUUUAACUUUUAUGAAUCAUUUUUACUUGUUUUUUUAACACUAUACACUUUCCCCCUCAGUUUUCAAUGUUUCUACCAUAAGAACACACUUUAUAGCCUGAAUCCUGUCAAACAGAAUGCAAGUAAUUUUUGCUCUUAUUUUUAGUGCUUAAAAUGACUGCUGUUACCUGUGACAUGUCUGUGUCUAACAUUGUACAGCUGUUUGCUGUUAGUCCUGCUGCCUGUCUUCAUUAAAGAUGUUUUCUUUUUUGUUUUUGA